CCAUGCCAGAUGAAUGCAUGCACUGCAAUGGUGAGAACUACCAAGGCACAGUUUCAAGGACGGAAUCUGGAACUGAGUGUCAGCGUUGGGACUCCCAAGACCCCCAUUCUCAUGAGUACAUUCCUUCCAAGCUUCCCAACAGGAAUCUAAAGCAUAAUUAUUGUCGUAAUCCAGAUGGAGAGCCUCAACCAUGGUGUUUUACCACGGAUCCAAAUAAGCGCUGGGAAUUUUGCAACAUUUCUCGCUGUGCUACACCCCCACCAUCUCCAGGUCCAAUGCUUCAGUGUUUAAAGGGACGGGGUGAAAACUACAGAGGCAAUAUUGCAGUUACUAAGUCUGGAUUUACUUGUCAGCACUGGAAUACACAGAUACCUCACAAGCAUAAUCGGAUCCCAGAAAAGUUCCCCUGCAAAGGUUUGGAUGAAAACUAUUGCCGUAAUCCUGAUGGGGAGAAGGCACCCUGGUGCUAUACUACUAACAGUGAACGGAGGUGGGAAUACUGUGAUAUACCUGCUUGUGAUUCUCCUCCACAGACAGAAGCAUUGGUGCCCCCUGAGCAAACCCACGUGAUCCAGGAAUGCUAUGAGGGCAAUGGACAAAGUUACCGUGGAACAUCAUCCACCACAAACUCAGGAAAGAAGUGCCAAGCCUGGUCUUCUAUGACACCACACUGGCAUGAGAAGACCCCAGACAAUUUCCCUCAUGCUGAUUUGAUACAAAACUACUGCAGAAAUCCAGAUGGGGACAAAAGUCCUUGGUGUUAUACCACGGAUCCCAGCGUCAGAUGGGAAUUCUGUAAUCUAGAGAAAUGUUCUGGAACAGGAGGGACUCUCCCAAACUCACAAAUUAUAAGAGUCCCUAGUGUAGAUAAGCCAUCCACUGAAGAAUCAGAUUGCAUGUUUGGAACUGGGAAAGACUACCGGGGCAAGAGGUCGACCACUGCUGCUGGCACCUUGUGCCAGGCCUGGGCUGCACAGGAACCUCACAAACAUAGUCUUUUUACUCCACAGAGAUAUCCAAGGGCAGACCUGGAAGAAAAUUAUUGCCGUAAUCCUGAUGGUGACCCCAAUGGCCCUUGGUGCUAUACAACAGAUCCUAAAAAGAUUUUUGACUACUGUGACAUUCCCCAGUGUGUCUCACCAACUUCAUUUGGCUGUGGAAAACCCAGAGUAGAGCAAAAUCAAUGCGGGGGAAGAAUUGUAGGUGGGUGUUCUGCUCACCCCCACUCUUGGCCAUGGCAGAUCAGUCUCAGAACAAGGUUUGGAGAACACUUCUGUGGAGGUACUCUCAUAGCUCCACAGUGGGUGCUGACAGCUGCUCAUUGCCUGGAACGCUCCAAUAGGCCUGCCUCAUAUAAAGUUAUCCUGGGUCUACACAAUGAAAUUCCUCCAGAACCAUAUUCUCAAGAAAUAGGAGUCACUCAGAUGUUCAAGGCACCCUAUCGGGCAGACAUUGCUUUGCUGAAACUGAGCAGACCUGCCAUCAUCAACGAUAAAGUUAUUCCAGCAUGCUUACCUUCAGGAGAUUUUGUCGUGCCUGACAAAACACUAUGCCACGUCACUGGCUGGGGUGACACCAAAGAUGACAGUAUCCUCACACAAACAAUUUCACCCACUAACAAAGACCUCGAAGGCUUAAUUGCUGAGUUACUCAUCAGGAUGAUGGAAAAUGCUUUACUGUACACUAUAAUCUAA
This is a messenger RNA of Gracilinanus agilis (Agile Gracile Mouse Opossum), 1694 nucleotides long. RefSeq names its product plasminogen (gene PLG). Lineage: Eukaryota; Metazoa; Chordata; Mammalia; Didelphimorphia; Didelphidae. The transcript is spliced from 13 exons. The record is from RefSeq and is a predicted model, not a curated record. Gene Ontology annotation, biological process: proteolysis. Gene Ontology annotation, molecular function: serine-type endopeptidase activity; signaling receptor binding. Gene Ontology annotation, cellular component: extrinsic component of plasma membrane. Bases 3 to 1694 code for a protein of 563 amino acids.